UACAACUGGUGACAUACUGAUAAGCAUUAAGUGGAGAGCCUGAUCAUUUAAGAAAUAUGAAAACUCUAUCGGUAUUGAUUGUACUGGGAGCUCACUUACCCUUGGUGACAGGUAUUUUUAUGGUCACUGCUCCCAGAACGAACUAUAUUGCAUCCUAUGGAAAUAACAUUACAAUGGAAUGUCAGUUUCCAGUUGAAUCCAACUUUAAUGCAAACCAGAUAAAGGUGUACUGGCAUUAUGUGCUUGAUGAUGGAACUUCUCGAUUAGUUUAUCAGUUGAUGAACGGGAAACCAGUUCUUGAGGCCCAACCCCAGGAAUACCGAGAACGAGCAUUUCUGCUGUUGGAUGAACUCCGCAGAGGUCGUGCAGUGCUGGAGAUUAAUCAAGUUAGAGUUUCUGAUGCAGGGAUCUACCGCUGUCUUAUUGAUCUCAAUGGAGUGGAUUAUAAAGAGACUGCACUGGAAGUCAGAGCUUCUUACAAACACAUAGAGACCAUCAAAACAAAAGAAAAGAAAGAGACAGAGUUUGUCUGUCAAUCCAUCGGAUAUCCUUUAGCUGAGGUUAUCUGGUAUUAUGCAAAUGGAUCUGACAUUAAUGAAACAGCAAAUACUACCCACUUUACUGGCACCGAUGGAUUGUACAAUAUCAGAAGUGUACUUAGAAUAAAAGCAGAGACUAAUGAUGCUUAUUUGUGUAUGUUCUGGAAUAAGGAACUUAAUAUGAAUACUUCAGCUAUUUUACACAUUAAAGAAGUGGAAAAGACGGAUGAAAAUUUUGAUAAGUUCCCUUCAAAGAAGAGGAGUUAUCUCAUUGCAGCAAUUGUUGUUCCCGUGACAAUUCUACUUGGAUUCAUUAUGAUUGUGUCCUGCAUCCUAAAAUCAAAACAAAGUGAGCAAGGUAUCAAAAGAAUCUCUGACACCAGCUCAUUAAUAUGAAGCCUUCACUAUCAAAAUUGGGAAGAAUGCUUUCAAAUCCUAAAGUAUGUGAUUUGCUUUUGGAAACAGAAUUGUGUAUUUUU
This is a messenger RNA of Hemiscyllium ocellatum (epaulette shark), 1018 nucleotides long. RefSeq names its product programmed cell death 1 ligand 1-like. The record is from RefSeq and is a predicted model, not a curated record. Lineage: Eukaryota; Metazoa; Chordata; Chondrichthyes; Orectolobiformes; Hemiscylliidae. Gene Ontology annotation, cellular component: external side of plasma membrane. Gene Ontology annotation, biological process: negative regulation of T cell proliferation; T cell costimulation; immune response. The transcript is spliced from 6 exons. The coding region runs from base 57 to 935 and encodes 292 amino acids.